Messenger RNA from Phytophthora infestans T30-4, 483 nucleotides. Its product is annotated as secreted RxLR effector peptide protein, putative. The record is from RefSeq and is a predicted model, not a curated record. The transcript has a single exon. Lineage: Eukaryota; Oomycota; Peronosporomycetes; Peronosporales; Peronosporaceae. The coding region runs from base 1 to 483 and encodes 160 amino acids.
AUGCGCAAGACGUUUCUCCUUCUGAUUGUUACCCUCCUCGGUAACGGAAGUACCAUAUCUGCAACCACGACCGGAAACCAAGCUGCCAUCUCUACCCUGGAAUCGCCAGUUCUGCUCACUCACGAUACUCAAAAGCGUUUUCUGCGGAGCCACAGCGAAGCGGAAGAAGGCAGUGAAGAAGACGAAUUUGGAAACGCUGAAGAGAGAAAAGUAGGGGCGAACCUUUUCGCGGAUUCGAAGCUCGCGCAAAUGUUGAACUCUCGUAAAACGUUCCCGAGGUUUGCGAGGUGGAAACGCGAAGGGUUCAUCCCCAGCACUCUUAGAACGAAACUAGAGAAACUUGGUCUCUGGACAAAAUACAGUGGCCUCCACACGAUGUACUCAAACAACUACUACGUACACCAUCGAGAAGGCCAAACCGUCAAAGUACGCGUAGAUCUGGCGAUAAUCCACUCGAGGAGAAAUACAAAUGGAGGGUCUUAA